Messenger RNA from Pseudomassariella vexata, 1209 nucleotides. RefSeq names its product HAD-like domain-containing protein. The transcript has 3 exons. The record is from RefSeq and is a predicted model, not a curated record. Lineage: Eukaryota; Fungi; Ascomycota; Sordariomycetes; Amphisphaeriales; Pseudomassariaceae. Gene Ontology annotation, molecular function: phosphatase activity. Bases 139 to 1209 code for a protein of 356 amino acids.
CUACAGUGCUACGACCGCCUUCUAGUACGCGUCACCACGAUUGUGAAAGCAGCAGAUUCUGUGAAUAUCAGUCACUGUGGGUGCCGCGAUUGUGAGUUCCACAGGAGUCCAGACGCCCGCAUACACACAUAGUAGCUCAUGGUCUGGAACGCCAGGGCGGAUAAGUUGAGCCCCAUAGGAGACGACUCAACCACACCAGACGCCGAGGACGUCAUUGUGGGAGCGGCCUCCUGGCUGCUUACGGUAGGCAAGAAGCUAGAAAACGCAAUCCCGGAACCGACUACUAAGACGAGAAAGAUUCACAUUUUCUCAGACUUCGAUGGAACAAUCUUUAUGCAAGAUACAGGUCAUAUCCUCUUCGACGCCCACGGGUGCGGCUCCAUGAAGCGCAAGAUCCUCAACGAACAAAUCGAAACGGGUGAGCGCUCCUUCCGCGAUGUAUCCGAGGAGAUGUGGGGAUCUCUCAGCGUGCCCUUCGACGACGGCUUCGAGGUCAUGGAGAAGUCUCUUGAAAUCGACCCCAAAUUCCAAGAAUUCCACACCUACUGCAUCGAGCACAAAAUCUCCUUUAGCGUCAUCUCGGCGGGGUUGAAACCUGUCUUAAGGAAAGUCCUGGAUACGUUCCUGGGAGAGGAAGAGUCGGCGCAGAUCGACAUCGUGGCUAACGAUGCGACCAUCGCCGACGAUGGUUCGAAUUGGAAGCCCAUCUGGCGCCACGACACGGAGCUCGGCCAUGACAAGGCCCUGUCUAUCACCGAGGCGCGCGAGGCGGCGACUUUGACCUGUGAGGACGGCACCGUGCCCUUGAUCGUCUUCAUCGGCGACGGUGUGUCGGACCUUGCUGCUGCGCGGGAAGCAGAUGUGCUUUUCGCCCGCCGGGGGUUGAGGCUCGAAGAGUACUGCAUCAAAAACAAGAUCGACUUCGUAGCUUUUGACACAUUUGCCGAUAUCCAGAAGAAGAUCGAGGAGAUACGCAACGAGGAUGAGGCGAAGACUCAGGGCAAGGGAAUGCCGGCUCGCUUCAACCCCCGCGCCAAUAUGUGGCGUCGUGUGUCCAGCAAGCAGGCCGUGCCGAGGUUUGCUGUCUUGUCUCCGAGCAAAGAGGAGAAGAUGUUCCUGUGGCCAGAGGUCUUCACUGAACUCAAGACGCCACAGCCACAGGUCGAGCUUACCCAGGUUGCUCCCGCUAUCGCGCCGGUCCAGGCAUGA